Xiphias gladius (swordfish) is the source of this 1991-nucleotide messenger RNA. Its product is annotated as zinc finger protein 45-like. The transcript has 2 exons. Gene Ontology annotation, molecular function: DNA-binding transcription factor activity, RNA polymerase II-specific; RNA polymerase II cis-regulatory region sequence-specific DNA binding. Bases 752 to 1843 code for a protein of 363 amino acids. Gene Ontology annotation, biological process: regulation of transcription by RNA polymerase II. The record is from RefSeq and is a predicted model, not a curated record. NCBI's taxonomy places the organism in Eukaryota, Metazoa, Chordata, Actinopteri, Istiophoriformes, Xiphiidae.
UAUAAGGUCUCACAGCUGACAAUGCACACCAGAGCAAAAACGAAGCCAUGAGGUCGUAGGAACUGCCUGCAGAGCUCAGAGACGGGAUUGUGUCGAGGGACAGAUCUGGGGAAGGCUACAAAAAAUUUUCUGUUGCAUCGAAGGUUCAUGAGAGCGUAGCCGCCUCCACAGUUCUUCAGUGGAAGAAGUCUGGAACAACCAGGACUCUUCCUAGAGCUGGCUGCCUGGGCAAACUCAGCAUUCAGGGGCAAGGGGGCCCUGGUAACACUGGUGACCAAGGACCCGAUGGUCAGCUGAGCUCCAGAGAUCCCUUUUGGAGAAGGGAGAAGCUUCCUGCCCACAGGCCUUCUUACACAGGACUGUGGACACUGGGAGUGCAUAAGGGAUCUUUUAAUGAACAGGAGGAACGAUUACAGAAAGAAAACCUGUUUCAGCGUAUAUAAGGCACCGGAGUAUUUCUCUAAGAUAGAGUUGUAAAUUGUAAACCCUGCCUGGCCAUACCAACAAGAUAGUAUUUUCAAAGUAUUUAACAAUUGUUCCACAUGCAAUGUAUGAUGCGGAAGGUUGAGGUUAACAGACGAUAUCCAGUUAUUUUUCUGAAAAAGAAGAAAGUAGAACUGGGAUCGUAUCAGUGUUGUGACAACUGGGUAAAGUACAUUUAAAACCACCACUUUGAAUUCGCAGUGCGGUGGAGGCUCCGGUCCAGCAGGUGGCGUGACAAACCGCCGGAGCCUCUGGGAACAGCAACGGGAUGCAGAGGCCGGUGUGCUUCUGUUUCCAGGUUAUUGGAUGUAAACAGAAGGACGUUCCCCCCCCUUCGGAGUCGGCGGCGGCGGAAACCAUGAGCAAACUGGAGCUGCUGAACGUGUUCCUGAACGAUAGGCUCACGGCGGCCGGCGAGGAGAUUUUCCGCGCCGUGAAAGACGCGGUGGUGGAGUAUCAGAGCGAGAUCCUGCGCUCCAAAGAGGAGAACGAGCGGCUCAAGCGGCUCCUCAAUGUAGCCGUCCAGCGGCUGCUACUGCAACCGGAACCCCACUCUGUCCAGCCCCAAGAAGAUGGUCAGCCCUGUGAGUCUGAGCGGAGACGCAGUGUGGAGCUACUGCCACAAGUUAAAGAAGAACCAAAACUCAGACACAUUCAGACAGAUUGUUUGCAGGAUGCAAGAGACUCAGAGGAAGGAAACUCUAGUCAUGUUGAGACACUACACAGGUCACAUCCUCCACCAGCCGACAAAGUGUGCGGCAAACAAAGCUUCUCCCCACCUCCUCUAGCAUCCCAGGAGAUUAAGGCAGAGAGUGACCGAAAGGACGACAGGAAACAGCAGCCAGCCAGCAGCUUACCAUCCUCUCUGACUGUUCUGUCAAACUGUAGAGCGGCUCAGAGGGAUUCUUGUGCCAGUACUGCAAAGAGUCACAGGACUCCGAAAACAGACCAGCAGAUGAAAGGGUUACUCCGCUCAAAUGGCAAACAGAGCGCACACAUACUGCAGAUCAAGAAUGUGAGGUCCCUGAAGCCGCCUCUGCCUCGCUCCUCUCACCCGAGCCAGAGCAUCCAGAGGUGGCACAGCUGUAAAGAGUGUGGAAAGGGCUUCAGCUUCGCCUGCCAGCUGGAGGUCCACAUGCGCUGGCACACUAAGGAGAAGCCGUACAGCUGUGCAGUGUGCCGGAAGAGCUUCACUACGGUCAGCAUGCUGAAGAGGCACCACCGCAUCCACACCGGAGAGAAGCCCUUCCGCUGCCAUGUCUGCGGGAAAUGUUUCAACCAGUCAGCACACCUCAACACCCACUUCAGGCUUCACACCAGAGAGAGGGCCAGCUGGAGCCGAGUACCUCACUCCAAGUGAAUGAAGGCUUUCUGCAUAACAGGAAAUAAAUCUGUAAACUGUGAAUGCUUGAAAUAUCCAACUUUCAGGUUCAGACAGUGUACAAUAAUGGUGUUUGAUUGUGUGUCUUAUUGUUGUUCAAUAAAGCGUGGUAUAUGAAGAUUUCUGA